AUGCCGGGAAUAAGAUGUGCCAUUUAUGGCUGUAAUAAUAACGUAAUUACCGUUAAAAAACUGGGAAAAGACAUAAAAUUCUAUGCGUUUCCCAAAGGGAAAAACUUAGUGACUAACACGAUAAGAUUAGAGUGGAUUAAUCGAUGUAAACGUGACGACAAGUUUAAUCCCAAUACACACUACAUCUGUUCCGUGCACUUUAAUAAACUGAGUUAUGAAAGGGAUAUGCAAAAUGAAUUAUUAGGUUUACCGCUUAGAAGAAUUUUAAAAAGCACUGCAGUUCCUACCUUACAUCUUCCUAACACAAAAAGUUCAACGAUCACUGAUAGAGAUAGGAGACAUGAAAAAAGGGAGCGUCGGAAAAUUAUUAGUGAUAUAUUGUCCAAUUCAAACGAACCAGAAAAUAGUGAGCAACCGGGAACUUCCAUAAUAAAUAGGAACGACUCAGGAGAAGACAGUCAUAAAUUAAAAUAUGAAGAGUUGUUAGCUGUACAUGCAAAGCUAAAACAAGAUUAUUCUUCGUUAAAAGAAGAGAAUAAAAAGGAGAUUAAACGACUGAAUGAUUUACUUCGUUAUUAUAAAAAGAAAAAUCGCCUUAAACUAACAUCAAAAGAUGUAAAUUGGAAUCGUGAAGAACUUGCAACGGCAUUUACUUUAAGAUAUUAUAGCAAGAAAUGUUAUUUGUAUGUAAGAAAUAAUCUUAAUUACCCUCUACCAUCAUUGUCUACUUUAAAGAAAUGGGUUUCUAAGAUAUGCCGACCGAAUAUAAACGAAAGGGAAGCGUUAAAAGAUGCGAGUGGACGGUACAGCAACUAUCCGAGGCGAUAA
Messenger RNA from Photinus pyralis (common eastern firefly), 828 nucleotides. RefSeq lists its product as uncharacterized. The coding region runs from base 1 to 828 and encodes 275 amino acids. The transcript has 4 exons. The record is from RefSeq and is a predicted model, not a curated record. Lineage: Eukaryota; Metazoa; Arthropoda; Insecta; Coleoptera; Lampyridae.